Messenger RNA from Asterias rubens (European starfish), 3352 nucleotides. Its product is annotated as DCC-interacting protein 13-alpha-like. The record is from RefSeq and is a predicted model, not a curated record. Gene Ontology annotation, cellular component: cytoplasm; endosome membrane. The transcript has 17 exons. Gene Ontology annotation, biological process: signaling. The coding region runs from base 249 to 2660 and encodes 803 amino acids. Lineage: Eukaryota; Metazoa; Echinodermata; Asteroidea; Forcipulatida; Asteriidae. Gene Ontology annotation, molecular function: protein binding.
GUGUGCUCAUAAUAUCAACCGCAAAAGUCAGACUUGAAAUCAAGUUUAGUUUGGUGUGUUAUAAUUUCGAGGGUUUGUAUUAUGUUGACCUAUAUUCAUGACCUUGACCUGUGCUCUGUGGCACGAUUUGACUGUUCUUAAUUCGAUAUUGCACUGUUAUGGUUUAUAGGAAUGUGUGCAUUUUGAUAUUGCGCUGAGUUUCCUCUGUCACUUUUGACUGCCAAUCAAACGCCUGAGAGUGAUCGAGUAUGCCGGGUAUUGACUUUCUACGACUUCAGGAUGCAAGAGACGAUUCGCCCCAGGCGAGAUCGAUGCUUGGUCUAUUUGAAGAAGACGCUGCGUUGUUUAUGAACUAUGUGAACGGUCUACAUGUUGUGUGCAGGAAGGUGGUGGAAUGUGAGAAUGCAUUGUCACUAGCUGUUCAAGCAGUUUCCAAGAAACUCAAAGACUAUGGGAAUUUGGGUUUUCCACUGGGUAGAGAUGACAGCAUCUUGGCAUCAACUCUCAAGCAGUUUGCAACAACGAUGGAGGAGGUGAGUUCUGUACACACUGGUCAGGCAACUCAGCUGAACGAUCUAAUGGUUCAACCGCUGGCGUCGUUUAGCAACAAUGAACUGAAUGAAAUCAAUACUCUGAAAGAACUCACUCGAAUUCUAGAUCAAGAGCAUGAAAAUGCCACAUCAAAGUACUGUCGUGUUUCCAAGAAGAAAGAAAAUGAAACCAAAGCCAGAAUAGAAGCAAAUGAAGAAUUGUUCCAGUGCAGGAAAAAGCUCUUACAGAACUCCUUAAUGUAUUAUAACUCCAUGAACAUGUUGCAAUAUAAGCGUACUACGGGCCUGUUAGAACCAAUGCUGGGUUUCUUCCAAGCUCAGCUGUCUCUCUUCAGGAUGGGCAAGGAGACUUUAAACAAGCAGACUGAAGAGUACUUGUCCGACAUCACAACAAGUGUUCAGAGUGUCCAUUCAGAGAUGGGUAAGCUAGCCCAGGAGUCCAGUGACAAGAUGCAAGAGAUUCAAGAAAAUUCUGUCUAUUAUUUCAUGCCAGAACCCACACCUGAUAUGCAGAUGCAGCCCCGUCUUGUAAAAACCAACCUCAGUCAGAUAGCAGGGUAUCUGAUGAUUAGAAGCAAAUCUGGUCUAAGUCAUCGGUGGGAGCGUCAAUAUUUCUUUACUCAAGGAGGAAACUUAAUGAGCCAUGCCAAGGGACAGAUUGCUGGAAGCUUAGUGAUUGACUUGGACAGAUGUACUGUCAACGCAGCUGAUAUUGAUGAUCGCAGAUUCGUCUUUCAAGUCACAAGACCUGAGGACACUAAGAAGGUGGUGACUGUACAAUGUAUGAGUGGAUCCGACAGGGAAGAGUGGGUUACAACAAUUCGUAACAUUUCCAGUGGAUUCUACGUGUCCGAGAGACCACCUGAGAAUGGUAAACCUCAGCCUCAAGGAAGUGAUGAGGUUCGAUCCAGAACCCUAAGUGCCCCACCCACUGCAGGUUCAAUGACCAUUCCAUCAAGCCAGGGGCGAGGAGACAGCCCCAGCCACUCAUACACUGGAGGGACACGCCCUAAACAUCCAGUGUCUUUGUCUAAUGUACCCCAGAAACAACGAGCAGAGAGCAUCAAGUCAAGAGAGCGUUUCCACUCUAGCGACACCAGUCAAUCCAGCAGUCAGGACAUACCACCUACUCCACCACCGUCACCAUUUGAUUCUCUACUAUCCAGUACACCGAUACAAUUUGAUAUGAUCUCACCCAGCGAGGAGCAACUCCCUCCAGUCAGAUAUGCCCCGCUCCCAAAAGAUGUCCACCAAAGGAGAUUGAAUCCCUUUGGCGAUUCUUCGAGUGACUCCACACCAGUACAAGUUUCGGGAGUCACCGAUACUGUGGGUUUCGUUCAGAUGUACGUUCUGAGAUUCCUGGGGUCGAUGGAGGUCGGCAGGGACAAAGGGCUGGAUGUUGUCAUGGAUACAAUACGCAAGAUCAUGGCUGCCAGAGCGAUUCAUAAUGUCUUCAAGAUGACAGAAUUGAAUAUCGUGGUGACCAGUAAUUAUAUCAGAUUACUGGACUCUGCUAAGCAGGUUAUCAAGGCUCAUCAUGAUAUUCAAGAUGUGUCAUUUUGGGCUGCGCAUCAAGAGAAUAAAAGAUUGUUUGCAUUUAUCUCCUCGACUAAGACAAUGGGUACACGACUGCAAGCUCAGUUCAUGUGUCAUGUCUUUGAAUCGGACGUCAUGGCUGAUGAGAUAUGCCAAGCUCUAAGAAUCGCUGCUGAUAUUGCAUUCCAGUCUAUGCUGCAGCAACGCACCACAGCUAUGGCAGCGUCACAGAGACAAGAGAAGACACCCCUCAGUGACUCGCCAAAUUUAGUUCUUGCCCCAACAAACAACCAACCAGCACUGCACCACAAUCAGCCACAGACCACACCGCAGCUGCACAACCAACCACCACAGCACACCACGCCAACUGGUGGAUUCAUACCCAUCCACACAAUACCUACCAAUGACCAAGUAGGAUCAGCAUACAACACCAACAAAAAUAACUCUGUAUCUCCUCCAUGCGGCGCCCUCAGCCCUGAUAACGUUAGUGGGUUAGAGGGACUUCAUUUAGGACAACGAAUGGAAGAAAAGAGCAACGAGAAACCAUUGAUUUUGGAUGAAUCCGAGGCUUAAAGGAACACUACAGAAUUGGUAAGAAAAAACUUGUCUACGAUCACAGACUUGCAUAAAACUUACAUGGUCUAAUGAUGAUGAUAGUAGAAAACAUCUGUUGAAAUACUGUCUGAAGUGUCAUAUUUGAUGAGAAAUAAAUAAAUUCAUUUUUAAGUUUGGAGUUUAUCGCUCAGUGAACGUUUUUGUCAUGCAGCAAAAUGUGUAAUCCGUUUUUCACCAUUUUCUUUUGACCCAGAUGGCUGAUCGAUCUCAAACUUCUUCAGGUUUGUCAGUUUAUGUACAUGGUGGAUUACAUAAAGUGCUUACACUGCCAGCAACUGUUUUGUUAGCAAAGGCUGGACUGCCAUUGUCAGGGGCAAUUUUUUUUUCCCAUCCUAGAUGAAACACUAUAUUUCUUUGGUGGAUGAACUUUGGUAGUAACUGGCUGGUUUUGUUUGACCUUGGUAGUUGCACAACAUGCCAGGCAUGAUAUUAUGCCUCUAAAGUCUGAUUCCUGAUAUUUUUGCCCUUGAAAAAUCAGAAAAAUUGUGAAUUGUCCAAAGUUUCCAACAUGUUUCAGGUUGUAUAGUGAUAACUACUUUUAAGGACCCCGGACCCCCCCUCCUCCGCUUUGGAGGUCUCAUGGCCGUGUUUCUGAUCAGCAGAGCGUGGGUUCGAAUCCCCAGCCAUGACACUGUGUCCUUAAAGCAAGA